AUGUCCCAAACUUUAGAUGCUUUCUCUAGAAGCAUAGUGUUAACAACCAUACCUUUAGAAGAUUUGAAGUUCGUUUAUUCAGUACCAUAAAUAGUUGAUCCUGAUCCAAUCACCUGCAUCGUCGAGCCUACCCAUGAGGAGGGGGGAAUAUAUGUAGGAGGUUAUGAGGGAGCAAAGGAUGUUGACAUGCUUAAGAGAUUAAAGAUUAGGGCUGUAUUAACGGCAAGUCAGGAGACAGCAGUUCAAUAUAGUGAUUUGGUGGUUUAAUUUCAUCAUGUAGUAGAAGCACAUGAUAAGGAUGAUUAUAAUAUAUUGCAAUUUGCAGAUUAGACAUUCGACUUUAUUGAGCGUCAUAGGAAACACACCAAUAUCCUGGUUCAUUGUUUUCUGGGAAUCAGCAGAUCUCCCACUAUAGUGGUAGCUUAUUUGAUGAGGAAAUACAAUUUGAAUAUGGAGAAGGCGUUGUGGAAAUUGAAAUCCAAGAGAAGACAGGUGAAUCCAAAUACAGGAUUCUUGAAAUAGCUACUAAACUAUGAGAAAUUACUUUAAUAAUCACAACAAUAAUAAUAACAGCAAUAAUAAUAAUAAUAACAACAACAACAAUAUUAAUAAUCAUAAGCUAAACCGAAAAGCAUUUUUAAGAUGGUUAGACAACAGGCUAUUCCUCAGACUUAGAUGCUUCCUCAGAGUCGCAUAUUGCCAAUGGACAGCAGAUUAAUAAUGCAGAAAUAGCCAUCAUAGUUUAUGCAGCCUACUUAUUAUAAAUGA
Paramecium tetraurelia is the source of this 768-nucleotide messenger RNA. RefSeq lists its product as uncharacterized. Gene Ontology annotation, biological process: protein dephosphorylation; negative regulation of MAPK cascade. The record is from RefSeq and is a predicted model, not a curated record. Gene Ontology annotation, cellular component: cytoplasm. The transcript is spliced from 2 exons. Lineage: Eukaryota; Ciliophora; Oligohymenophorea; Peniculida; Parameciidae. Gene Ontology annotation, molecular function: protein tyrosine/threonine phosphatase activity; MAP kinase tyrosine/serine/threonine phosphatase activity.